Messenger RNA from Lytechinus pictus (painted urchin), 615 nucleotides. RefSeq lists its product as uncharacterized. Bases 1 to 615 code for a protein of 204 amino acids. The transcript has a single exon. NCBI's taxonomy places the organism in Eukaryota, Metazoa, Echinodermata, Echinoidea, Temnopleuroida, Toxopneustidae. The record is from RefSeq and is a predicted model, not a curated record.
AUGCUUGGAAUUCGAACUGCAGUCAAAUCUGAUUUGGGAUGUUGCGCUGCUGAGCUGGUAUAUGGAACAACUUUAAGAUUGCCAGGUCAGUUUGUAGCACCUAAACAGAAAGAUUGUGAUUUGGACCCUAGCAACUAUAUCCAUCGACUGAGAAAACAAAUGGAGAACCUCAAACCUCAGCCCACUCGUAUUCAGCAUCGCAAACCACAGGUCCACCCUGAUCUCACAUCAUGCACCCAUGUCUUUGUGCGUCAUGAUGCUGUCAAGAAACCCCUUCAACCACCCUAUGAUGGCCCAUAUCAAGUCAUCAAGCGAGCUGAUAAGUUUUUCACCAUCCUACUCAAAGGAAAACAUGAAACUAUCAGUCUCGACCGUCUGAAACCAGCAUAUUUGGAACCACCCAUUUCACCAACCGUUCCAACCACAGUUCAACCUAGCUUAUCUACUCCUGAAAACCCUAAACCUUCUCAAGUGACUACUACACCAACCACUAAGCCUCCGCCUCCCUCCAUCACUCCUUCUUCAUCAUCUACCGAGCCUGAAAUCAGACAAACUCGUUCAGGUCGAAAAGUGCAUUUUCCAAAGCGCUUUGUUCAAGUCCUUCAUUUUAAUUGA